CUCUCGCCCACAAUACAUCCCAUACAUACAUAACACGGCCGGGCCGGGGGCAGGACACCCUCCUGACCUGUCGAUUCCACUCCUUUCUUGAUAUUGUGGGAUAAGACAUACAUACAGGCACGCCCCUCCUCUUUUCAUUCCUUAUUCCUUCUCGGACACGCUUGCUGCCCCUGCCACGCCUGUCGCGAGCCCGAGGUGAUGAUUCAAAGCACGUGAAUGAGACGACAUCGGUUCUAGAACCGCACCACAUCAGCUCACAUCCACCGCGACAUCGUCCUUCACCUGGGGCGAGCACGUUGUUCACCUACUCGCGACCCAGUCGGUCAAGAAGCUGCACCGAACGAUAAAGCAGACACGCCAGCAAAGCGAGUAGGCCUCAUCCUCCAACCUGGAUCUGCCUCAAUUCUAGCCGGGUAUUUGCAGAGGUUAGGUGCACCGGGUCGAUACGUGCAACCGUCACUCAGCGUUGCUCACGGCUUCCUGCGGUGGUACUCGAUAUCACAAAGUCCCAAGUACGACACUGCCAGUAUGGGAUCCGGCGCCGUUGACGGAGACUGGAAGGAUGGGUGCACGCGCAUAGAAAGCGAUCCCGUGGUCGGACGAGGGGUUUCGGGCUCGAAAAGUGACGAUGUCGACCUGCCAGAUCAGAUCCAGGACAGGUCCGCCAGGGGAUCUAGUGGUCGCCGAUUUCCACGCCUUGGUCUUGAUGCCUUGUUCCACGAGUCGCGACCCUCUCAAGAGCUCGCCGGAGACGGCACCGUCGAGUUCUUCAAGGUCUACAAGAGGAGGUGGUUUGGUUUGGUCCAGUUGACUCUGCUCAACAUCGUCGUGAGCUGGGAUUGGUUGACCUUCUCACCCGUCGUCUCCAGUGCUGCCGAAUUCUUCAACACCUCUGAGAGCGCCGUCAACUGGUUCUCCACCGCUUUCCUCCUGGCAUUCGUCGCCAUCUCCCCGGCCGUCAUCUAUGUGCUCCACUGGGGGCCCAAGCCAUCUAUCAUCACGUCUUCGGUGCUCACCCUCUGCGGCAACUGGAUCCGAUAUGGCGGCACUCGCACCUCACCUCCCAGCUUCGGCCUCACCAUGUUUGGGCAGCUCCUCAUCGCCUUCUCACAGCCCUUCGUGCUGGCCGCGCCCACGAGAUACUCGGAUCUGUGGUUCACCAACCGAGGUCGCGUGGCCGCCACCGCCCUGACGAGUCUGGCCAAUCCUUUUGGUGCUGCGCUUGGGCAGUUGAUCAUACCUUUCUGGGUCUAUUCCGCAAGUGACGUGCCCAAUGCCGUCUUAUACGUUGCUAUUAUUGCGACUGUCUGCGCGAUACCCUCAUUCUUUCUCCCGGCGAAGCCGCCCACGCCGCCCGGCCCCUCGGGCGAGACCCAGAAGCUCCCCAUCCUCGAAUCACUUCGCAUCCUCAGCCGCUCCCCGGAGUUCUGGAUGAUCUGGGGUUCCUACGCCGUCUACGUAGGCUUCUUCAACUCCAUCUCCUCGCUGCUGAACCAGAUGAUGAUGCCCUACGGCUUCGACGACACCGAGAGCGGUAUCGCGGGUGCUAUCCUCAUAGUGGUCGGCCUCGUCGCCGCGGCCAUCACCUCGCCCAUCCUGGACCGCACCAAGACCUUCAUACUGGCCAUCAAAGUCGCCAUCCCCAUCACGGCGCUCUGCUACCUCAUCUUCAUCUGGAUGCCGGCGACGCGCGACAUCGCGGGGCCGUACGUCGUGCUGGCGGUCCUGGGGGCCUCGAGCUUCAGCCUGCUCCCCGUCGCCUCGGAGCUGCUGGUCGAGGUCACGCACCCCGUCAGCCCCGAGGUGACGAGCACGCUCGCCUGGACCGGCGGCCAGCUCCUGGGCGCCAUCUUCAUCAUCGUCUCGGACGCGCUCAAGGCCGGGCCCGGCGCGAACCCGCCUAACAACAUGAACCGGGCGCUUAUCUUCCAGGCCGUCAUCGCCCUCGCUGCCACGCCGCUGUCGCUGUGCCUCGGCCUGUUUGGCCGCGCCGACAAGGUGCGCCUGAGGCGGGUCGAGACCGAUCGGGAUCGGGAGCGGCUGGCUGCGGAGAACGCUGCUUCUGAGGCGUGA
Molecule: messenger RNA, 2073 nt
Organism: Diaporthe batatas
Lineage: Eukaryota; Fungi; Ascomycota; Sordariomycetes; Diaporthales; Diaporthaceae
Exons: 3
Coding region: 529-2073 (514 amino acids)
Biological process (GO): transmembrane transport
Cellular component (GO): membrane
Molecular function (GO): transmembrane transporter activity
Source: RefSeq, a predicted model, not a curated record